AUGGAAUUCGCUGAAGAAGAUCUCCAUUCCUAUCUCCACACUGAAGCCUACGUCCAAUCACGUUGGCGUAAUAAACUUCUUCGCCUCCGCGAAAUAGCCAAUGGGCUUCGCAUAAUUCACGAGAAAGAUCUCUAUCACGGAGACGUGCAUAGCGGAAAUAUAUUAAGAGGAUCAAGAUAUCUACGAGGAGGGUCUAUAUAUAUCGGAGAUUUAGGACUAUGUAAACCAUGCAAUAGAGACUCGAAGAAUGACGAGAUAUACGGUGUAAUCCCAUACACAGCACCCGAGGUAUUAAUGGGGGGAAAGAUAGGCAAAGCGGCAGAUAUCUAUGCUUUCGGUGUCAUUAUGUGGGAAUUCGCUGCUCGCGAGCGGCCAUUUGCAGACAGAUCACAUGAUGCUCAGUUGAUAGCCGACAUAUGCGAUGGUCUGCGUCCGCUUAUCCCGUCUGAUGUUCCGUCGUGUUAUCGUAAUUUACUCGUGCGAUGCUGGGCUUCUGAUCCGAAUAGUCGACCGACUGCUGAUGAAUUAUGGAAUGUAUUUGCAGAUUGGAUAUUCCAUAGUAAAAAUAAGGAUCAGUUCGACAGAGCAGACGAUAGUCGGAAAUACAAGUUAGAGUCUGGACUGCCAGUGAGAUUACCGAGCGUUUUAGUACAUCCUGAAGCAGUGUACAAGAGUCAGCCACUGGGUGAAAUGAUUAAAUCUGCUGCGCAGAUAAGGAAAGCUAGAAGAACAGAUGAUGUUAAAAGAG
This is a messenger RNA of Paraglomus occultum, 748 nucleotides long. The record is from the annotation of a GenBank genome assembly. Lineage: Eukaryota; Fungi; Glomeromycota; Glomeromycetes; Paraglomerales; Paraglomeraceae.